GUAAACAAAAACAAUUUUCGGUAUUUCAAGUUGUGAUUGCAUUUGGUUAGGGCUUAAAAAGCCGAUUGAAAAAUACAAUGUCACGUAAAUCAUUGUCGAAAAAAGAGCCAGCAAUUUGGUAUCUAUGUAAUAGCUGUAAAUGUAACGUUUUUGCCAAGGAUCGUGAACAACAUUCGUGCACUGAACAAGAGAGUGAUGAAUCAAAGCAACAAAAUUCCACAUUUGUGAAGAAUAAGAAACUUUUCACGAAUCAAUUCGCAGAGAAAUCAGUCACAGAUGAUUUGAAAGGAAUAAACGCAAAUAAAGUGAAUAAUUUGAUAUUUCUACACGAAUCAAUCUUUCCACUGUGUGAUUUGGUAUUGGGUGAUUAUGUUUUGGUGUCAUCAUCAGCUCUAGCCAAAAAUACAUCAAUCGUCCGGAGUGCCUGGCCGAUGUCGACCGCAAAUCAAGGGAUUGUUUGUGUUUCACAAGAAGAGCUGCGAACAACAUGGAAAUCAACGCUUGACUUGAGAAUAACAAUAGAAAAACUGUCCAAUGACUUGAUACCUGCUUCGCAAAUAUCGCUUCAACCUGAAGACGCAGAAACUAUUGACGAAAAUGUGUGGCCAGACAUUAAAAGGGUGCUCUCGAUCCAAAUGAGAGGGAAUAUCUACUGUGUGAAUAACGAAAUUUCUGUGAAUUUUUUCAACAAACCAUUUAAAUUCAUAGUCAAAGAGCUUAAGUCCAACCCAUCAAGUGAUGAACUUCAAAGUUUGGUCGAUCAAUUCCAAUCGAUGCAAAUAAAUGCGGAAAAGUGUUUUUUGGUCACGAGUUCAACGGCUUUAGAACUACAUCAAUCAACACGUGUAGAAGAUGAAGACAGUAAGGCCACGACGCGUCCAAAGAUCGAUCAAAUCGGUGGAAUGACCGAAGUGCUUACUCAAUUAAAGGACUGUAUGAAUAUUGCAUUGGGAAAUACUACGUCAGGCUCUAGUUUCUAUGUACCACGUUCCGUCAUAUUGAGUGGUCAAAAUGGAAGUGGAAAGACUCUCCUCUGUGAUGCCGUCAUCGAACAAAGUGACGCACAGAUCAUUCGAGUAACCGCCUCGGAGAUAUUUAGCAAAUAUUUCGGCGAAUCAGAGUCAAAAUUGGUUGGAUACUUCGAAAAAGCAUACAAAAACCACCCAAAUCCAACGAUAAUAGUGAUUGAAGAAGUGUCAAGCAUCAGCCCGAAAGAAACGAAAGAAGAGUCAUCGAAGCGUGUCCAAAUGGCAUUUUUAAACAUUCUCGACGAGAUUCACAUCCGAAAAGAUGCGAGCCGAUUAUUUCUCGUGACAACCACCAGCAAUGUUGAUAAUGUGAAUUUGGCGGUGAGACGGUACGGUCGAUUGGAUGUUGAAAUUGAAAUACCCGUGCCCGAUCCCAUUACAAGAGAGCAAAUUCUAUUGAAACAAUUGAAAUUUGUGAAGCACACGUUGAACGAAGAAGAUGUGAAAAACAUUGCGAAUAAUAGUCAUGGUUUUAUCGCUUCAGAUUUAUCGAAUUUAGUGGCAAAAUCAGCGAUGCAUGCAGCUAGGAAGAAUACAUCUGGUGAACCGUUGAUUGAGUUGAAUGACAUUCAAUUUGCCUAUUGUCAGGUGGUGCCGAGCGCCAUGAAGGAAGUGGUUAUCAAGUGUCCGAAUGUGAAAUGGUCGGAUAUUGGUGGUCAAGAUGAGUUGAAAUUGCAAUUGAAGCAGGCCAUAGAAUGGCCAUUGUUGCACCCGGAAACAUUUACUCGCCUGGGAAUUCAACCACCGAGAGGCGUUCUUAUGUUUGGCCCACCUGGUUGUUCCAAGACAAUGAUUGCCAAGGCACUUGCCACUGAGAGUAACGUCAACUUUAUAUCCAUCAAAGGCCCGGAAUUAUUCUCAAUGUGGGUGGGUGAGUCAGAACGCGCUGUGCGCGAUUUGUUCCACAAGGCACGUCAAGUAGCUCCGUCGAUCAUAUUUUUCGACGAAAUCGACGCAAUCGGUGGAGAGAGAUCGGCCUCAGCCAGUGGAUCUUCGGUGAAAGAACGUGUUCUAACGCAACUGUUGACGGAAAUGGAUGGUGUGAAUGCAUUGAUAAACGUAACGAUUGUUGCCGCUACAAAUCGACCGGAUUUGAUUGACAAAGCCAUCAUGAGACCUGGCCGAUUGGAUCGUAUUGUUUACGUUCGACUACCAGACGCAAAAACACGACAAGAAAUCUUUCGCAUUAAAUUAUCUAAAAUGCCGUUGGGUGAUGAUGUUAGCAUUGGUUCACUCGUUGCUCAGUCCGAAGGAUAUUCUGGUGCCGAAAUUCAAGCAAUUUGCCAAGAAGCUGCGAUGUAUGCACUUGAAGAUAACCUGAACGUCGAAACCAUUGCAUGGAAGUACUUUGAUAAGGCACUCACCAAUGUUAAACCACGUACUAGUCCAGAGCUGCUAAAAUUGUACGAUGAUUAUUCGAAUGAAAGUUUAAAGGUCUAAAAAAAUACGUAAAUUUUAAAAAAAUAUUAAAAAAAAAAGUAUA
Messenger RNA from Sitodiplosis mosellana (orange wheat blossom midge), 2511 nucleotides. Its product is annotated as ribosome biogenesis protein SPATA5. NCBI's taxonomy places the organism in Eukaryota, Metazoa, Arthropoda, Insecta, Diptera, Cecidomyiidae. Gene Ontology annotation, molecular function: ATP hydrolysis activity; ATP binding. Gene Ontology annotation, cellular component: cytoplasm. Bases 78 to 2468 code for a protein of 796 amino acids. The record is from RefSeq and is a predicted model, not a curated record. The transcript is spliced from 2 exons.